AUAUCUCUGUGACACCCCUGCAAAGGCCCUUCCUGCUGCUUUACCUGCUAUCACCCCAAGCAACACCCAGAUGGCAGCAGACUCUGAUCUUGUGGAUCCUUUCCAACUCAGGGUGUUUCCAUGAUUCAGUGUCUGUGUAAGUUACUGCAUGCAUUUUAACUUGCCACUGUCUAAAUCUGUAGUAGUGUCACACUUAGGACUGACAUUGAUGUCAGCCAGCACCGAGGUGCAGCUCUUUAUACCUUGGAAGGGAGCAAGUCCCCUGAACCUGCCUGUGGCUUGGUCUUACUUUCUUCAACCUUUCAGCUUUCCUGGUGGUUCCAUCAUGGAUGAAACUGUGGCUGAGUACAUCCGAAGAACUGUGCUAAAAAUGCCGAGGGAUGAAAUCAAAAUGAUGCUGCAAAAAUGGGGCUUUCUCUCUGAAGCACAACUGCAGACUCUAAAUUUCCACCAGCAAAAGGACAACAUUUCUCAAGAAGUUGUUCAACUCUGUGAGGAAAAUUCUGCAGGCAUAAAGCAAGCAGCAGCUUUAGACAUAAUUUACAACCACAUCUACCAAAACAAAAGAAUGUGGAGUGUUUACCAGAUGAAAAAAUCAGGAGAAGAAGAGGAAUAUUUUGACAUAGCAGAUUUCAAAAAGAAGUUUAAAGGAAGAAUUCGGUCAGCCUUGAAAAAUGUCACCAUCACCUUUAAGGAAUAUGAGGAUAAUGCAAUCUGGAUUAGAGUUGCCUGGGGAACACCACAUAAAAAACCAAACCAGUACAAACCCAGCUAUGUUGUGUACCAUUCACAGACUCCCUAUGUCUUCAUCUCUGCCUCAGUGCUGAAGAGCAACUUGCCUCUACUGUGUCAGGCCCUGAUUGUUGCCUCCAAUUACCGUGACAUCCGUGAAAUGGAGCUUCGAAGUCAUUCUUUAAACUCCCUUAAAGAUAUUGUGUUUAAAAGAUAUAGCCAGAACUUCCAAACUUACUCUCCAAAACCUGUGCAAGGAUGGAAUGUAGAAGCAGAAAAUGCAGAUAGAAGGAUAGUUCAUGAAAACAGAAGUGUGAAAGAAAGAAUCCACAGACUGAACCAGGAAAGUUUUGGUUGUGGUCCCCAACCAAAACUCGAAUUUGCACAAUACAGGCUUGACACGAUGUUUAAAAGUGAUCCUAAAAUGGAUGUUUUGGAUAAAAAAGAACCAUUCAGAUGUUUGGUCAAGUUUUCUAGUCCACAUCUUUUAGAAUCACUGAAAUCCUUAGCACCACUAGGUAUGGCUGAUGCACCACUUUCACCACUCCUUACAUGCAUAACACAUAAAGCUAGAAAUUAUUUUAAAAUUAGAGAGAAAAAAGAAAGCUUUGUAAGCCCUUAAUUUAAAACUGAUUCAUAGAGAAUUAUGCAACUUAUUUAUUACUGGUAUUAAUCUAAAUCAUCAUAAGCUUUCAAAAAUAGCUUAUGCUUUUAAG
Messenger RNA from Catharus ustulatus (Swainson's thrush), 1448 nucleotides. It is a transcript of the gene CENPN, whose product is annotated as centromere protein N. Gene Ontology annotation, biological process: CENP-A containing chromatin assembly; chromosome segregation. The transcript is spliced from 10 exons. The coding region runs from base 149 to 1354 and encodes 401 amino acids. NCBI's taxonomy places the organism in Eukaryota, Metazoa, Chordata, Aves, Passeriformes, Turdidae. The record is from RefSeq and is a predicted model, not a curated record.